Molecule: messenger RNA, 3090 nt
Organism: Ilyonectria robusta
Lineage: Eukaryota; Fungi; Ascomycota; Sordariomycetes; Hypocreales; Nectriaceae
Exons: 3
Coding region: 1-3090 (1029 amino acids)
Biological process (GO): peptidyl-threonine phosphorylation; protein autophosphorylation; actin filament organization
Cellular component (GO): cytoplasm
Molecular function (GO): ATP binding; protein serine/threonine kinase activity
Source: RefSeq, a predicted model, not a curated record
AUGGCUUCCUUCGGCCACCACCCGUCGUCGCAUUCCGCCCCUAAGCAUCACCAUGCUCCCUACGGCGUCCCCGUCCCUGCGCCGGGUGCCGGUGCCCCUGCCGGUACCUUCGCCCCUGGCACCAAGAUCCAGGUCGGCAGCCACCGUGUCGUGAUCCAAAAGUACCUGUCCGAGGGCGGCUUUGCCCACGUAUAUCUCGUCAAGAUGCCCAAGCCCGUCGACGGCACCGACCUGGCUGUCCUGAAGCGAGUCGCCGUCCCCGAUAAGGAUUCCUUGCGGGGCAUGCGCAUCGAAGUCGAGACGAUGAAGCGCCUCAAGGGGCACCGGCCCAUCGUCACAUAUAUCGACUCCCACGCCUCGGAACUUGGCAACGGCGGCUAUGAGGUCUUUCUGCUCAUGGAGUUCUGUAACGGUGGCGGCCUGAUCGAUUUUAUGAACACCCGGCUGCAACAUCGCCUGACGGAGCCUGAGAUCCUCAACAUCUUCACUGAUAUCGCCGAGGGUGUCGCGUGCAUGCACUACCUCAAGCCGGCGCUGCUGCACCGUGACCUCAAGGUUGAGAACGUCCUUAUUAACUCCAACGGCUCAGUUAAGCGCUUCAAGCUGUGUGAUUUUGGAUCUGCCUCGCCCCCGAAGCCCGCCCCGACCACCGUGGUUGAAUGCCGUCUGAUGGACGAAGAUGUCCAGAAGCACACUACUCUCCAGUAUCGAAGCCCUGAAAUGAUCGAUGUAUACCGCAAGCAACCGAUGAACGAAAAGUCAGACAUUUGGGCCCUGGGAGUUUUGUUGUACAAGCUCUGCUACUAUACAACGCCCUUCGAAGACCAGGGCCAAUUGGCUAUCCUGAAUGCUAGCUACAGGUUUCCGAGCCACCCAGUAUUUUCCGACCGCCUUAAGAAGUUGAUCGCUUCAAUGUUGAGAGAAAACAUGCAAGCAAGACCUACCAUCUACCAGGUCCUAAAGGAAGGUUGCGCCAUGCAGGGAAAAGAUAUUCCAAUUCAUGAUAUUUAUGCCGGUCGUUCCCACACCGAGCCAGGACGAACUGAGGCCCCUCAAUCUAAGGAUUACAAGACAGAGGCGACGCCGGUUGUUGGCGCCGUCUUUACGAGAGCUGCGCCGGUAAAGGAGGUCAUCCCCGACGUCGUACCAAUGAGGAGAGGCCGCCCAACGGUGUCGCCGUCUCCAGCAGCCAGACCUGCGCAGAAACAAGAUCCCUCACCAAUGAGAAGGACUGAUGGCGACCCGUUCGCUGCCCUAGAUUCCAAAGCCACUCCGAAGAGCGGGUUUGACGAGCUGUCCUCGCGCUUCCCUACUCUUGAUCAAUUUUCAUUGUUACAUGACCAUGGCGCCAAUUUCGAUUUCGACAACUCACCGACCUCGCCACAAGGCCCGGCCCCGUCGGACCUCAACCAGCGAGUCACUGAAAGGUUGGCUGAUGCGGCAUUCGCAGCACCUCAGCCGGCCACCUCCCAGUCGAGGUCAGCAUCAAGACCACACUCGGUUACGCCAGUCGGAAAUCGGCCUGCGCUCGCAACGCCGCCAUCAGACCCUGCUCCCCCUAGCAGACCAGAAAUCAGCCGAGCCCAAUCUAUCAUCAGCAACAAUCCCGAGCUUCAGGCCAUCUCUUCUCAAUCUAACUCAAGAUAUGUAUCCACCGGUACAAUGACGGCCACUCCCCCGUCCGAGUCCUUCGCGAGGGACGUGGAUCGGUCCACCCAUCGUCUCUCUUCAGAUUACUCUCGUUCAACUAGUAUGCCGAGGCAGCCUGAACAGACCAAGGGACAAUGGGCUUCAGAGGACACACGCUCUGCGGCUAAGCCAAGAGUAUCUUCCUAUCAACCGCAGCCGACCCAUGUGCGACACCCAUCAUCAUCACGGCCGUCCCUGGAGGGUGGUCGCCCUCGCGCCGACUUCCUGGAGCCUACUGCUCGCCCGAACCCGCCUGUCAACCGUCCACGUCCAGCAAGCACGAACCUGGAGUCCACUACCCUUGACUUCUUGCGCGAAAAGGAGGCGGCUUCACGACCACCUAGUCGACCGGUGCAACCGUCCCCACAGUACUCCCCACAAGUUCCAUCCCCAAACCUGGACCCUACGGCAGACGACGAUGCACGCGUGCCAUCCAGUGACAUGGAUUUCUUGAGAAGCAUGGAAGAUUCAGAGAGGGCCAAGUCUAGCAAACGAUCGAGUCUCACCUCCUUGUCUGGAAACAAGAACAUCCUGGCUGGAAAGUUCGGUGAUGCCUUCAAGCGCUUCGAGACCAACCCCCCAAUGAUUAACCAUGGGGGCAGGAGAACCCCGUCGCCCAGCAAGGAUAUUGGACGUCGAGAUUUAACUCCCAUCGCAGGCUCGGAAGCGACCGAUGGCCGUAGUGACGAUGGCCACAUUGACGAAGACGCUAUGACACCGGAAAUGCGACGCGAGAUGGAACGUCUCCAACUGCAAGAGGAAGAGCGACGUGUGGCCGCCGGACAGGCAGAAUACCGAAGGCGCGUUGCUACAGGUAACACUGGACCAGCGGUUCCACCGAAGAACAUUGGAGUAGCUCGCGCUGUUAGCAUCCAGAACCGAGUUCAAAGCCUGUUGAGUGAAGACCAGCGCCCCUCGAAUGUGUCCCGUACCGCCCAGGGCUACGGAAAGUACACGGACAGUGCCGAUACCGGGAGCAAGGCCGACAAGGCUCAACCAGGAGUCCCCAGGAAGCCCCUGAUCGUUUCAAAGUCCCGAGUAGAGCCUCCCUUUCAAUCCCGAAGCUCUGCAUCAAUAGGCAAUGGCUUAAUUGGCUCUUCUUCCGCGCCGCCUAUACUCGCACAGAAGCCUCCUGCUAAGCCAGUGGCCCCGAAGAAGCCAGUUCAUCUGAAUAGCAUCCCUACAGGAGGGCGUCCAGCGUCGCCGCCUAAGCAGAGCCGGCCUGCCCUUACCCAGGAGCAGCUUGUUGGAAUGGAUAUUCCCGGCCGACCUAUGCUAGACAUGACGGCGAGGGAGAAGGACGACUACAUUCAGGAUUUUACGAAGCGAUUUCCCAGUCUUGGAUCGAUUGAGAUGGUGGAACGCGAUAUCGGCUCCGAGAGUGGACGGACUGGGCGAUGA